Rhea pennata is the source of this 4673-nucleotide messenger RNA. Its product is annotated as mitogen-activated protein kinase 11. The coding region runs from base 83 to 1108 and encodes 341 amino acids. NCBI's taxonomy places the organism in Eukaryota, Metazoa, Chordata, Aves, Rheiformes, Rheidae. The transcript has 12 exons. Gene Ontology annotation, biological process: intracellular signal transduction; protein phosphorylation. The record is from RefSeq and is a predicted model, not a curated record. Gene Ontology annotation, cellular component: cytoplasm; nucleus. Gene Ontology annotation, molecular function: MAP kinase activity; ATP binding.
UCCCCGCCCCGGCUGAGGGGCGGCUGCUGCUGCCGUUGCCGCCGCCGCUGCUGCUGCCGCUGCUGGCGGCAGCUCCGCAAAAAUGUCCGAGCGCGGCAGCUUCUACCGGCAGGAGCUGAACAAGACGGUGUGGGAGGUGCCCCAGCGCUACCAGAACCUCACCCCCGUGGGCUCCGGCGCCUACGGCUCCGUGUGUUCAGCUUUUGAUACCAAAACGAGACAGAAGGUGGCAGUAAAAAAGCUUUCAAGACCUUUUCAGUCUCUAAUUCACGCAAGGAGGACAUAUCGAGAGCUUAGAUUACUUAAGCACAUGAAGCAUGAAAACGUUAUUGGAUUACUAGAUGUUUUCACUCCUGCAACAUCAAUAGAAAAUUUUAAUGAAGUAUAUCUUGUGACAAAUUUAAUGGGUGCUGACCUGAACAAUAUUGUGAAGUGCCAGAAGUUAACGGAUGAUCAUAUACAGUUUCUCAUAUAUCAGUUGCUUCGAGGUCUUAAGUAUAUUCACUCAGCUGGAAUCAUCCACCGGGAUCUGAAGCCCAGUAACCUAGCUGUAAAUGAAGACUGUGAAUUGAGGAUUUUAGACUUUGGUUUAGCUCGGCAAACUGAUGAUGAAAUGACUGGGUAUGUUGCAACAAGAUGGUACAGAGCUCCAGAAAUUAUGUUAAACUGGAUGCACUACAAUCAAACAGUUGACAUCUGGUCUGUUGGAUGCAUUAUGGCAGAGCUUUUGAAAGGGAAGGCCCUAUUUCCAGGAAAUGAUUAUAUUGAUCAGCUAAAAAGAAUAAUGGAAGUUGUAGGUACUCCCAGUUCUGAACUUCUGAAGAAGAUAUCAUCAGAACAUGCAAGAAAAUACAUCGAAUCUCUUCCACAUAUGCCUCAACAGGACUUGAAAGCAGUGUUUCGUGGUGCCAAUCCACUAGCUGUAGAUCUUCUUGAGAAGAUGCUUAUAUUAGACAGUGAUAAAAGAAUUACAGCCUCAGAAGCACUUGCACAUCCAUACUUCGUACAGUAUCACGAUCCAGAUGAUGAGCCUGAGGCCGAGCUAUAUGAUGAGUCAAUAGAGAAUAAAGAGCGAAACAUAGAUGAAUGGAAAGGAAAAAAUCUGUGAGACAAAGAUCUCAAAACUGUGCUGGCACAGAAGAUGCAGCUCUUCCUGGCAGUAUUUUUAUCUUGGGAAAUAAGCUUCCUUCACACUUCUACAUCGUUUAUAUAGCAUUAAAAAUCCUCUAAGAAAGCUUCUGUGUUCUGAAGAUGGAGAAAAUACCAAGUCUAAGGCUCUGAUGACUUCAGUUAUUUGACUUAGUGAGAGAAGCAGUAGCUUCUAGAUAUUUAAAGCAUUUCCUGUUACUUAAAUCACGGUAUUUCAGCUGCCUCAUUAAAGCAAACAUGUAUUGGCUUUCUGUAUUGAAUAAUUAAGAGAACAAGCAGUCUUAUGUAAGAGAGUGGGUUUUCUAUGUUUCUUUGUAUAGUGAUUCUUUUGCAGGCCAGGAAGAACACUUUCCUUGCUGAAUCUAAACUGAUUGAGAAUGAGAGCUCAAAAAAAAAUUUUUUAGAACUGUUUGGGAAAAAAUCCUCUUUUUUUCAGAAAAAAAAAAGGCAUGAUCUUUCUGUUAUUUUUACCUUGAAGAGUGUCAAAAGACAACUUUGAAAACAGCAGUAAUGUUGAUACGAAUGUUUUGAGGCAUGGUAAAUUAAAUAUACUUAAAACUAUUUUGGGCAGAAUGCUCUGUGUCUGCACUGUAAGCCCUUUUAGCCUUCAAAAUAAGGUGAUCACCCCUGGGUUACCUACAAGAAAAGUCUUUGGACCACACUAACUUACAAAAGAUGAACAAAAAAUUCUGGGGGACUGCACUAGCUGACACAAGCCAGAAGUAUAUUAGGAAUCAGGGCAACCAAGCAAUGUAGGUAACUGAUUAACAGUGUAGGAAGUUCUCUAUAGCCAGCUAAACCACAGUCAGUAUUGGAUUAAGCAUACUAACAUUAUUAAUAGUUUUCUAUUACAUGUACUUAGAAAAAUCAGAAGCUGCAAGUAUUGAUUUAUUUACUUUUAAUCAGUUGAAUAUUGUAGACUGAAUAUGAAGAUAAUCUCUAAUUUUUUGCCUUGUUUUCCUGAAAAAUGUGCAUUUUUUCUUAAGUUUUUUGCAAAUGUGUGUACUAAGCUAUCUUUAGUCUAUCUUUCGUAUUUCGGCAUUCAUGGUUCCGUAUAGCUUAGCAAAGCCUUAUCCUAACAAAUAGAAUAUUUAUUAGUCUUUCCUAACAGAAACUACUGUCCUGGAAAAACUGAGUCAGGAAUUAUAACAGUACCAUUAGUUUAAUUACUGUUUUUAUGGGCAAGUUUUAAUAAUAUAAUACUUAUAAACCUGGAAAGGGGAUUAAAAUCAUAGAUUUUCUUAAGUUUAAUUUUGCUUCUUGUUUUCUUCAAAUAAGCAAAUUAACAGCAAAAAUUACUUUGCCUUGAGUAUCAAUGAAUUUUUGACAUCAUAUCGAGUAACUGUUACUGUGGCUCCUUGCUCUCUCUCUGUAAGAGAAUCUAACCUGUCACCAAAAUGAUUUCAUAACCUGUUUUUUUUUUUCUCCCUUCACCAGAUAAUGUUAGAAAUAGAACUUCACUAGCAUCAGUAAUAUACCUGUGAGGCCAGUGCAUAUGAAAGGGUUUAUGGCUUUAUAACAAUUUACUUUUCAGUGUCCAAAUUCCGUCCACGUGCAACUGAGAUUGUUACAACAUUGAUCAAAAUUGUUUUUUAUUAUAUUCUAGAACAGCUGGCUGAAUGAAACAACUGUUUUUUAUAUAAAAGUUGCAAUAUUUUUUGUAAAUAAAAAUUUUAUAAGAAUACUGCUGUAGUAUUAUUGCCAACAGUAACCUCAUUAUCUUUACAGGAACAGGUUGUUGGGUUGUUUAAAAACAGCAGAAUUAACUAGAUGCAGAUUUCUAGGUUAUGUUAGUUUUCAGAGAAAACAUGGCUAGAAGAGGAACAAGAAAGAAACAAGCAGUAGCUCAGAUUUUUUCAGUUCUCUGAGAAUGCUCUGUUUGGAUUUCCACAAACCUUUUAAAAUCAAUUAUACUUGACACAGUUGAAAAGAAUAUAGUCAUAGUAUUGUCUCAUAAAAAUAAGAGGGGUCAAACAAAUAAAAUCAAGACUUCAAGAGUAAGAAUGCCUCAGUUGCAGAGAAACUGUCCUCUCAGUACCCGUCAGGCUUGUUUCUGUCCCCAGAGUGACAGCAUUUCAUGGCAGAGGCAAAAAUAAAUACAGUUUUGCACACUUCUCACAUGCAGAAAUUUGUCAUUUUAUUAAGUCAGCUAACAAAUAACUUAUUUUCAAGUGCAGUAUAUGCCACACGAAAUCCUAUGCCACAUCAAAAGUCACUGUGUGUGUAAAUGUAUUAAUGAAAUACUGAGACAUUUUCUCAAUGGCAUUUUUCCCCUCUCCUUAUGUUCAAUUUAAAAAUCAGGGGUGAUUGAUGCUGAGAGGAACUGAGCACCCAAACUGAAAUGCAAUUUUGGACAUCUUGUCUUAAGUGAUUCCUUGGCCUCCAUGAGAUACUGCGGAAGUUUGCAGCCCACACUAACCUAGAUUUUUUUUCUGGCAUGUUUUUUAAGAUUUUUUUCAAGACUGAUCAGUGACUCAUCUAAUCAGUCCUUCAACCUCAGGGGUUCUGCACCUGGCAUUUCUUCCAGAGAAACUGUCCACUUGUUAGGUUCAGCUGCACCUUGGUCACCUUAUACAAUGCUGCAGUAACACAAUCAAAGCAAGAUUUAGCCUCAAGAUUUUUAUGCAAUUUCCAGAGGAGUGCCAGGUCCACUUGUAUAUUUAUUAGCUGUCUCUGGUCACAGAACUUUUAAAUAAACUAGCUAAUAGGCGUUAAGUUUGAUAUGAUUUAACAAUCAGUCAGUAUUUGAAAAACAGAUCCUGAGGUAAUGUGUUUCUAGCCACUUAUUUAUGGGUGAGCUGGAUUAGGUGCUUAAAAACCUGUUAUCUAAUUGAGAAAAUACAUAGGAAGUAGCCUAUGACAUAUUUUUCCAUUACUUCACAAGGCACAAAAUAUGACAUGUCAACACGGAAAGAUAAAGAGCUAUUCCUAAAGCAGUGUAAAAACAUGCUUCUGUUUAAGUCUGUCCUGGUAAAAAUAGAACUGAGUGUCACCUGGUUCUAAGGCAAAAGAAUAUUUUGUCUGAAGACCUUAAGUUAGUUAUAAUAAAAUCAAAAAAAAAACCAACCCUAAAACUCAAGGCGUUAGUACAGAGUUCCAAGUGAUUUAUGUUGAAGGUAAUUGAUUGAGAUGAUAAAGAACAUUCUCCAUAGCUAAAAGUGUACAUUUUAAAACCUGUCUGGGAGCUUUUAAAGGUUCCAUUUUACAUUACAUUUUGUCUUUUAUUACAUCAUUUUGGCAGGUCAUCUGACAGCGUAAUCUAUGUUUCCAUUUCAGGACCUAUGUGUUUGAGUAAUUAGCUGUAGAGGAUAGACAUGUGGUAGAGUAAUUAUAUUUGUGAGCCCAAUUCAUAAUCUGAAGCUAACAGAUUCCAAGUGAAUUUAAUCUAUUUUUGGAUUUAGACUCUAUAUAGUAAGGCUGGAAAUACAAACUACAAGUCACAUAUAUCUGUUUAAUUGUUCGGUAUAGAAUAAUUUCCUUUUAAGGAGAAUAUUGCAUAAUUCUUCUCUCUUCCUUACCCCCUC